Messenger RNA from Ceratotherium simum simum (southern white rhinoceros), 649 nucleotides. The record is from RefSeq and is a predicted model, not a curated record. Lineage: Eukaryota; Metazoa; Chordata; Mammalia; Perissodactyla; Rhinocerotidae.
UCGCCUCCCCUGCUCCCCGAUUGGGUGGGGCUGCCUCCCUGCACCUCCCUCGGUGAAGACGCCGCGCUUCUGCUGGGUAGCGGAUCCCGGGGACUCGGAGCUUCGGUGACCCGCUCGGCGCAUGGCGUCCCAGGGUCGUCGGCGGAGGCCCCCGCGGAGGCCCGAGACGGUGGUGCCGGGGGAGGCGGCCGAGACGGACUCGGAGCUCUCCGCGUCCUCGUCGGAGGAGGAGCUGUACCUGGGCCCCUCGGGCCCCACGCGCGGCCGCCCCACGGGGCUGCGGGUGGCCGGGGAGGCCGCGGAGACCGACUCGGAGCCGGAGCCGGAGCCGACGACCGCGCCGAGGGACCUGCCCCCGCUCGUCGUGCAGCGGGAAACGGCCGGGGCGGCGGGGCUGGCGGCGGCCCACAGCGUGCGCCUGGCGCGGGGGGACCUCUGCGCGCUGGCCGAGCGCCUGGACAUCGUGGCCAGCUGCCGCCUGCUGCCCGACAUCCGCGGCGUGCCGGGGACCGAGCUGGAGCAAGACCCGGGACCGCGGGCCUAGCCAUGACCCACUGCACCGCCUGACUCUGCGCCUUGGGGGUAGGCCUUGGGGCCUCUGGGACCUGUCUCUGUACCCUGUGUAGCCGCCUCCCAGCUUGCUGUCACC